AUAUUGUUUGCUGAUGAUAUGAACAGCUUCUGAAUUGGGAGAAUUUCAAACCCUCGCCGGAGAGCGACUGAGCUACCAGGUCCGCCUUUCUCAGCCUCGUAUAUAGGGCGCCUUCAGCUGGUCGGUCGGUCGGGAGUUUUACAUCUCAUAUAAGACUCUCCGUUUAUGAUCCCGGAGAUCAGUUACUCAAAAUCCCAGACUCACAUUUCUGUUUGAUACUCUGAAUUUAGUUCGAUUUUGCGAUAACGUAGUGACCAACUGGGAAAUGGCUAGUUUGGUGGAAAGGCUUCGUGUUAGGUCGGAGCGGAGGCCAAUUUACAAUAUUGAUGAUUCAGACGAAGAAGCUGAUAUUAAGCGCCGCAAAUCUGGCCAUCCGAAGGAGAAAUCUGAGAGAUUUGUCAGGCCUGAUGCGAAAGUUGAUUGUUGCCAAGUUUGUGGUGGAGAUGAGAAUCUUCUGAACUGUGAAACAUGCACUUACUCCUAUCAUCCAAAGUGUCUACUCGUACCUUUGAAAGAUCCUCUUCCUAGCAGCUGGAAGUGCCCUGAGUGUGUGAGCCCUCUCAAUGAUAUAGAAAAAAUUUUGGAUUUUGAAACACGCCCAACUGUUGCUGAUGAUUGUGAUGCUUCAAAAGUGGGGUCCAAGCAAAUAUUUGUGAAACAGUAUCUUAUCAAGUGGAAAGGGUUGUCAUAUCUUCAUUGUAUUUGGGUGCCAGAGAAAGAGUUUGUCAAAGCUUACAAGAGUUGUCCUCGUCUGAAGACUAAAGUAAACAACUUUCAUCGCCAAAUGUCAUCAAUAAGUGAUAGAGAAGAAUAUGUUGCUAUCCGGCCAGAAUGGACUACAGUUGACCGCAUCAUUGCUUGCAGAGGAGAAGGUGAGGACAAGGAGUACUUUGUGAAGUGGAAGGAACUUCAGUAUGAUGAAUGUAGCUGGGAGCUCGAGUCAGACAUUUCUUCUUUUCAGUAUGAAAUUGAAAGAUUUAACAAAUUCCAGUCCCGACGUUCAAAAAAGCACAAAAAAAGUAAUGAAGAUACAAUUGAAUCAAAUUCGAAACAAAAAGAAUUUCAGCAGUAUGAAUGCAGUCCUGAAUUUCUUUCUGGAGGUUCUCUGCACCCUUAUCAGCUUGAAGGGCUGAACUUCCUACGAUAUUCUUGGUCUAAACAGACACAUGUGAUACUUGCAGAUGAGAUGGGCCUUGGAAAAACCAUACAGAGCAUUGCAUUCUUAGCAUCUCUUUUUAAGGAGAGCGUUUCCCCUCACUUAGUUGUUGCUCCUCUUUCAACCUUGAGAAAUUGGGAACGUGAAUUUGCCACAUGGGCUCCCCAGAUGAAUGUUGUUAUGUAUGUUGGUUCAUCCAUUGCACGUUCUGUUAUAAGGGAAUAUGAGUUUUACUUCCCAAAAAGGCACAAGAAGAUCAAGAAAAAGAAAUCCAGUCAAGUCCAUGGGGAGAGCAAGCUAGACAGGAUAAAAUUUGAUGUUCUUCUGACAUCAUAUGAAAUGAUUAACUUAGAUAGUGCAUCUCUGAAACGAAUAAAGUGGGAAUGCAUGAUUGUUGAUGAAGGGCAUCGUUUGAAGAACAAGGAUUCAAAAUUGUUCUAUUCAUUGCAGCAAUACUCCAGCAAGCAUCGUGUCCUCUUGACUGGAACACCUCUUCAGAACAACUUGGAUGAACUUUUCAUGCUGAUGCACUUCCUCGAUGCUGGAAAGUUUGGAAGCUUGGAGGAAUUCCAAGAGGAGUUCAAGGAUAUUGGUCAAGAAGAGCAGAUCUCAAGGCUUCACAAGAUGUUGGCACCACAUCUGCUUAGAAGGUUAAAAAAAGAUGUCAUGAAGGAAUUACCUCCUAAAAAGGAGCUCAUUUUACGUGUGGAAUUGAGCACCAUGCAAAAAGAAUAUUAUAAAGCAAUAUUGACACGGAAUUAUCAGAUACUUACUCGUAAGGGUGGUGCACAAAUUUCUCUUAUAAAUGUGGUUAUGGAACUACGCAAGCUUUGUUGCCACCCUUUCAUGCUAGAAGGCGUUGAACCAGAGGAUAAUAAAGAGUUUAACAAGAAGCUUCUCGAGUCUUCUGGCAAAUUGCAACUUCUUGAUAAGAUGAUGGUGAAGCUUAAAGAGCAAGGACACAGAGUUUUAGUAUAUUCACAGUUCCAGCAUAUGCUGGACUUGUUAGAAGAUUACUGCAACUUUAGGGAUUGGCAAUAUGAACGUAUUGAUGGAAAAGUUGGUGGAGCUGAAAGGCAAAUUCGAAUAGAUAGAUUUAAUGCUCCGAAUUCUUCCAGAUUUUGUUUUCUGCUGUCAACAAGGGCUGGAGGAUUGGGAAUUAACCUAGCUACCGCUGAUACAGUGAUUAUAUAUGACAGCGAUUGGAAUCCUCAUGCUGAUCUACAAGCAAUGGCCAGAGCUCAUAGGUUGGGGCAAACAAACAAGGUACUGAUAUAUAGACUCAUAACAAGAGGAACAAUUGAAGAACGCAUGAUGCAAAUGACCAAGAAAAAGAUGGUUUUAGAACAUCUAGUUGUUGGGAGGCUCAAGGCUCAGAACAUCAACCAGGAAGAACUUAACGAUAUUAUUAGGUAUGGUUCAAAGGAGUUAUUUACUGAUGACACCGAUGAUGCUGGAAAAUCAAAGCAAAUCCACUAUGAUGAAGCUGCUAUAGAUAGAUUACUGAAUCGUGAACAAGUUGGAGAUGAGGAAGUUGUUUUAGAUGAUGAAGAAGAAGAUACAUUCUUGAAGGCUUUUAAGGUAGCAAACUUCGAAUACAUAGAUGAAACAAAAUCAAAAGAUGAAGUGGAAGUUCCAACAAUGCUAUCAGAGGAUAAACCAGCUUUAAACAGUUCAGAAAGGGCAAGUUACUGGGAGGAAUUGCUGCGAGACAGAUAUGAGGUUCAUAAAGUCGAAGAACUUAGUGCAAUGGGCAAGGGGAAGAGAAGCCGUAAGCAGAUGGUGUCAGUUGAAGAAGAUGACCUUGCCGGUCUGGAAGAUGUGAGCUCUGAUGGAGAAGAUGAUAACUAUGAAGCUGACUCAUCUGAUGGUGAGACAGCAGCAACUGGAGUUGCAACCUUGAAAAGACCGUAUAGGAAAAGAGCACGUGUGGACCCCUCAGAACCACUUCCUUUGAUGGAAGGUGAAGGUCGGUCAUUCAGAGUGCUGGGAUUUAAUCAGAGUCAAAGGACUGCAUUUGUCCAGAUUUUGAUGAGGUUUGGUGUUGGAGAGUUUGACUGGGCAGAAUUCACACCACGUCUUAAGCAGAAAACUUACGAAGAAAUUAAAAAUUACGGACGCCUCUUUUUGUCACACAUAGCUGAGGAUCUUACUGAUUCUCCAAACUUCUCAGAUGGUGUUCCCAAAGAAGGAUUGAGAAUACAAGAUGUACUUGUGAGGAUUGCAGAACUACUGCUUGUGAGGGACAAAGUCAAAGCUGCAUCUGAAAAGCCUGGAAGUCCUCUUUUCACAGAGGACAUAGUAUCUCGCUUUCCUGGAGUCAGGGGUGGAAGACUGUGGAAGGAAGAACAUGAUUUACUACUACUUCGAGCAGUAUUGAAGCAUGGUUAUGGAAAAUGGCAAUCCAUAGUUGAUGACAAGGAGUUGAAUAUCCAAGAACUCAUUUGCAAGGAGAUAAAUAUCCCCUUUAUGACUUUGCCUGUACCAGGGACUCCUCAACAACCAGUUAUUGCACCUGGAGCCUCUCAACCACAAAUUCCUAUUGCAGGUGUUUCCCAAGCACAAGUAUCAAAUGGUGAAACUAAAGCAAAUGCUGGAAGUACUAUGAAUCAAGUACAAAGAUGUACUACUGGAAAUGAUCUUGGGGUUGAGGCUGGUGGUACUGGUACAAAUGACCCUUCAAGCCGAACACAGACUUUCCAAGAUUCUUCUUUUUUAUAUCAUUUUAGAGAAAUUCAAAGAAGACAGGUUGAGUUUAUUAAGAAAAGGUUGCUUCUACUAGAGAAAGCUCUUAAUGCAGAAUACGCUAAAGAAGCCUAUGGUUAUGAGAGGUCAAGUGAAUUGCCUGGUGAUGAGACAGAGUUCGAUUCUAAGGUCGUAGAUGCGCCAAGUCUAAAUACAGAUUCUGAUAAUGAAGUUUUUGACCAUUUGCCAAAGAUUAUUGGGAUUUCUCCUCGUGAAGUGUCGGAGGCUGCUUGUGAUACCAAACCAGAACGUUUGGCUAUGGCUAAGUUUUAUAAUGAGAUGUGCAAGGUUCUCUCCGAAAACGUCGAAGAUUCGAUAGCUGAAUAUGCAGCAAACCAAACAGCAAAUGCCGGGAUGAGAAAGAAUCUUCCUCUGUUUCAGAAUAUAAACUCCGAGAUGAACCAAAUACUUUCUUCUUCUUCUUCUUCUUCACAACAACAACAACAAACUUCUCCCAAGAACCCAGACACCCUCGAAGGCACACACGACACUAUUAAACCAGAAACUGGAGAGCCAAAUCCCCUGUCUACUCCUCUACCUGGCAAAGAAAAUGGCGACCUUCCAAAAGUAGAUUCCAAACCUCAACCUGAACCAAACCUAGGGUUAGCGGGAAGCAGUGGGGCCGGGGAAGCUCCCAUGGAAGAAACACCAGCCACCACCAUGGGUAAUGGGGAAGACACCAGUGCAGAAAAGGCUAGCAGCAUGGAUUUGGAUUGAGUUUUUGGGAUUUCUGAGGCUUUAUGUACUCUAUUCUAUACAUCGUAUGUUCUGAGACGACCGUAUAUGGUGCUGCUACUUCUGUUCUUCAAAGAGAGAAAAAGAAGCUCAUUCCUACUUUUUAAAGGAAAGUGUAAGUAGCUUAGGGUGUUUAGGACCCUUAUCCUUCGCUUCCCAAUCCUACUUUAUAUAUUCAAAAGGGAUAUGUGAGUAUUUUGUAUUUAAAGAAACUUGUUUUACUACGGUAUAAUGUGUGUUUGAGUCAAUUAUAUGCUCUGUAGGGAUGGAUAUGGAUAUGUAAGCUGAGAAAUUGCAUAAUUUUUUUGUGUGUAAAGAAAUGUUUGCGCCCUUG
This is a messenger RNA of Cuscuta campestris, 4970 nucleotides long. The record is from the annotation of a GenBank genome assembly. Lineage: Eukaryota; Viridiplantae; Streptophyta; Magnoliopsida; Solanales; Convolvulaceae.